Messenger RNA from Danio rerio (zebrafish), 904 nucleotides. It is a transcript of the gene pigrl2.3, whose product is annotated as polymeric immunoglobulin receptor-like 2.3. Lineage: Eukaryota; Metazoa; Chordata; Actinopteri; Cypriniformes; Danionidae. The record is from RefSeq and is marked provisional.
CAGAAUGGCAGCGUACGCAGCGGCAAAAAUACUCUACCUUUCAGUCGGGUUUUGGCUCAUUUUGGGUGCUGAAAGCUACGAUGCAUUUUCAAGUAAUAGAUUAACUGUUAAGCCUGGAGGAUCUGUCACCAUCCCAUGUUAUUAUGAUGAGAAAAACACACAGCUGAAAUACUGGUUCUCAGUAAAUGAUGAAUGUAAUACAUACACAAACACAACAGAGGAGAAUCUGUCAGUGAUUGAUCAUCCUGAUCAGAGUCUCGUCACUGUGACUAUGAGGAACCUGCAGGAGAAACACACUGGAGAGUAUCAUUGUGGUGUGGUGCCUGGAGGUGUUAUAUAUAAAAUUUAUCUGCAGGUUCAAGAUGUUCCUGAUGUGUCUGUGAAGAGCAGCAGUGUAUCUGGACAUGAAGGUGGUAAUGUCAGUGUUCAGUGUUUCUACAGUUCUGGAUACAGGGAUAAACAGAAACGCUGGUGCAGAUUUAAAGAUGAGAAGUGUUUCAGAGAGAAGAAGACGAACACAUCCAAGAAUUCAUCAGUGCAGAUCAGUGAUGAUGGUGAAAGCUCCUUCACUGUGCUGAUGACUGGACUGACACUCUCUGAUUCUGGAUGGUAUUACUGCUCUGCUGGAGAACAAAUCCUUCCUCUUCAACUCACUGUAACCACAUCAGAAUCAGUGAGUGUGAACACAGACACCGGCACUCACCCGGACAGAUGGCGUUUCUGCCUUUCACACAGCUAGAGUUUCUGAACAUCGACCAGAACCAUCUGAUGAUUAAAAACUCAUAAUAAAUAUUUAUAUUCUGGUUUACAGUCAGUUGAACAAACUAGAGUACAAUAAUCAUUGUUUAAAGUUUAUUUGACCUCUAUAUUGGCUAAAUGCGAAUCUUUAAAAAAAAAAAAAAAA